This is a messenger RNA of Effrenium voratum, 1113 nucleotides long. Lineage: Eukaryota; Dinophyceae; Suessiales; Symbiodiniaceae. The record is from the annotation of a GenBank genome assembly.
AUGGAGGAGCUGCUGCACGUGGUGGCCACAGACCAAAGCAGCGGCGCCACUGCGGAGGUGUUCGUAUACUCCUACGACACCAUGCUGUCUCUGCGGCGUGCGCUGAGCACAGCCAUGAAGCUGCCGCAGCUGAGUCUCAAGUUCGACGGCGCCAACACCGCAAUGCACCUCACGCUUGAGGCGGCGGGCUUGCAGAACCACUCCCAAGUGCAGGUAGCGCCUGUGACUGAGGUGGUGCUUGCUUCAGCCUCCUCUGAUGGCACAGUGCUGAUGUGGGAUGCCAUCAGUGGCAAGUGCCUGGAAUCAUUAAGGGGCCACCAGGGCGACAAGGUGCUCUGCGUCGCCUUCGCGGUGAGCGGCAAGCUGAUGGGCACCAGCGGUGCCGACGGAAGUGCCAAAAUCUGGGAGACCGUGACAGGCGCAUGCCUGUGCACGCUGAAAGGCAGCGACUGGGUGACCUGCCUCGCCUUCGACCCCACGGAGCGCACAGUGGCCACCGCCGGCCUGGACUGCGCCGCCAGGAUUUGGGACAUUGGCUCCGGCAGGUGUUUGCAGGUCUUCGAUGGCGGUGUGAGCCCCAUCUUCUGGGUGUGCUUCAACCCGGAGCCCGACUUCCCCGAGUUGGCCUCCGCCAGUGCCGACUGCACGGCGACCAUUUGGAAAGUCACGGGCGAGGCGCAGCAGGUGUUGGAAGGCCACAAGGACAAUGUGUCCAUGGUCGCCUUCGCUCCUUCCGGGCUGCGCUUGCUGACUGCCUCCCAGGAUCGCACUGCGCGGAUGUGGGAGGCCGGCACCGGCUCUUGCAUCCGGGAGUUCCGAGGGCACACGGACACCGUGCAGUGCGCUGGCUUCUCCGGCGACGGCCGCCUGGUGAUUACCGCCUCUUUGGACCGCACCGCCAAGAUCUGGGAGGCUACCGGGGACUGCCUGCGGACCCUGUCCGCCCAUGCGGGCUCCGUGCUCUUCGCAGCCUUCGCGGCGGACGCCAGCUUUGCGGCCACCGGCGCCAGGGAUGGGGCCGUUCGCAUCUGGGACACCAAGACCGGGAAGCUCCUGAGGAUCAUGGAAAGCCACCGUGCCAAGGUGAAUGCGCUUGCCUUCGUGGGCUUUUGA